Orbicella faveolata is the source of this 2477-nucleotide messenger RNA. Its product is annotated as GPI ethanolamine phosphate transferase 2, catalytic subunit-like. The record is from RefSeq and is a predicted model, not a curated record. Gene Ontology annotation, biological process: GPI anchor biosynthetic process. NCBI's taxonomy places the organism in Eukaryota, Metazoa, Cnidaria, Anthozoa, Scleractinia, Merulinidae. Gene Ontology annotation, cellular component: endoplasmic reticulum membrane.
AUCUUUAGAGAUCUUAAAGGAUCUUUUCAAAAUUAAUAUAUUUUUCAAGAUCUUUCAUUUGAGGACCUUUGCAAGAUCUUUCAAAGAUCUUUUAAGAAUCUUUGAAAGAUCAUUAUCAAGAUGCACAAAGAUCCAGUAAGAUUUUUUACCAGGGAUGCCUACCUCUCUAAACAGCCACCUCUACAAUUUUUUUCAUUGUGUACUUUGUCCCAACCAUGAGCCAAUCCAUACAUGUUAUGACUUGUUGGCAUCACCCUGCAGUGGCAAGUUUAGCCUGCGUAGCAAGUAUUUCUGUAUGGGCCGAAUGACAUUGGGCUGCACGAAAGAGCUUUUUCUCAUUCAGGCUGCACAAAAAAUGGGGUGAGAGCAAAGAGGUUGAAGGAAGCCGAUCAGCUUCUUCUACCUUUUUGCUCUCGUUCCACUUUUUGCGCAGCCUGAAAUGCUCUUGCUCCAUUAUUCUUGCAGCCCAAAAUGUGAAAAAGCUCUUUCAUGUGACCCAAUUUCAUUCAACUCGUACAGGAACACUUGCUACACAGACUAUCAGGCCAGUUAAUUCUGCCCUAGGAUGGCCACGAGAGGUUCAACAUAUAUUUAUCAAUAACUGCCGUUAGGUUGAUAACAAUGUCACCAGACACAUUGACAAAGAGCUGAGUAGUGAUGACUGGGACGUGAUGAUACUUCACUACCUGGGCCUGGAUCAUAUAGGACAUAUUGCCGGACCAUCCAGUCCCUUUGUGGGGCCAAAACUUCUAGAAAUGGACCAUGUUGUUAAUGACAUUUACAAAGCAAUGCUUAAAUGGGAUCGAGGAGGAAAGGCUCCUUCCCUGCUGGUGCUGUGUGGUGAUCAUGGAAUGAGUGAUGCAGGGAGUCAUGGAGGUGCAUCUUCUGCCGAGACCAGCACACCCCUUGUGUUUAUGAGCCCUUUAUUUGAACACAGUGGAGGUGAAGAGUUUUCCAAGAAACAAGUUCAACAAAUAGAUCUUGUACCAACCUUGAGUCUUCUUUUGGGACUUCCUAUUCCUCAAAACAGCAUAGGAAUUGCCCUUCCUAACCUCUUCAACUUCCAUGAGCCAAGGGAGAUGCUUAGAGCCCUACAGCUGAACACUUACCAACUGUCUCAAGUACUUACUGCAAAUGGCCAUUCAGUUGAUGAUAUGUGGGAACCUCAACAUGCACAUAAGCUGCACUCUGAUUGGUUGAAAUCAGCAGCAGUCAGUCACAAUGCCAAGAACCUAGAGACUAUGGCAGGCAAGGUUGCUAAGCAGUACAUCCUGGCACUUCAGAAAAUGAGCAGUCAUGUGACUGCCUCGCUUUCAAGCUAUGACCUGCAUGCAAUGGUUUGUGGUAUAGCUGUUUUGGUUCAAACGCUGUACUGGGUCAUCUCUGGAUUACUUCAACUUUAUUUUCAGAACAAAAGAGAGGACUGGCUGAACGUUUCUGUAACAAGUAUUUUUGUUGUGAGUGGCACUGUUUUGCUUGUUGCAGUUCUUCAUCUGUCUACUUGUUCCAGUACAGUGAUUGGCGGAAGCGACAUCUUGUGCUCAACAAACACUGCCGAAUCCAUUCUUUACAGUUUGGUAUUUGCCUUGCAAUCAGGAGUCACUCUUGUAUCCAUCAUGUUUUGCCUUAAUCGCUACAUUCUUAGCCAACAGUCUCCUCGCGUAUCGCUAUUUUCGGCUUUUUCAUCCCUAUUCCAAAGCUCGUCAUGCAGUGUUCUUGCAAUAGGAGUUUUACUUCACGCUCUGAGUCUUCUAUCGAGUAGUUUUGUGGAAGAAGAGCAUCAAACAUGGUACUUUUUCACUUCAGCUUUGUUCGUGAUGAUAUUCCUUGAGAAAAGCACGUUGUUUCGUAGGGGAAAGAAUCACAAGGAUUCGGAGAAACCAGAAACGGUACCAAGGCAGGAAGAAAUCUCGAAAGACAAAAAUUCUCAAAAAUGUAGCAGUGAAAAAGUAUUUGAUCAUAGUAAUGAAGUUAGGAACGCGAACUUUCAUAAUGAUCACAGCUAUUCCAAAAGCAGUGGGAUAAAUGUGGAUGGUGUUUUGUCAGAGGGUGAAAAUGCCGUCGAAGAUCUCUCACGGCCAGUGUCAGCCAGGAAGAAGGUUGAAAUGACACAUCAAAAUGGCUUUUUGUCGUAUCUUUUGGCUGUUUUAGCACUGCUUGGUUUAGGAAGAUUAUCCAGAGGUUGGAACCAAACUGGAAUGAAAUGGGCUGAUAGGCCUGACAUCGGAGAUUGGCUCGUAAAGCCCGAAAACAGAACAGUCUUGUCUAUUUGCUACUUUAUAUCUCUAAUUGCCAUUGCCGGAUUUCGUUACAAUCGUCAAAAUGCUGUAACUUCAUUUGUCUUUAUCAUCGGCGCUGCGAAUGCUUAUGUUUACAGGACUGUCACGGGGAGUCUCCGGUUACCAUGGAUACCAAAUGAACCAAUAUCUUUUUCUCUUGCAGGCACUUACAACAGGUGGGAUCCCAGGAUUUAUUGA